AUGCCUGAACUGCCUUCCAAUUCCGAAGCCCCUAGCUUCGCCGACUUACGAGCACUCGCUCUCGAGUGCUUUGGCAAGCGGCCAUGUCUUUGGCAAAUGAAAGUCGCUAAAGCCUUUGUUCAGAAAGACCGUGAUAUAGUCUGUAUCGCUGGCACGUCGCUGGGGAAAACUAUGUCAUUCUGGUUGCCUCUUCUCUUAAAGAAAGGCCUCCAGAUCAUUGUGACACCUUUAAAUCAACUCGGAAAGCAGAACGUGGACUCACUUGCGAAGGCCGGCAUGCAAAGUAUAUCAAUAUCGGCAGAGACGGCCAGCUGGAGUAAUUUUCGUGAUAUUGAAGACAUGAAGUACCUGGUUGUGAUAGUCAGUCCAGAGCAGCUGAUGAAGCCAGGGGGAGAGUUUGAAAAACUUCUACACAAACCUGAGUUUGCUUCGCAGAUCAUCAGAUUUAUCUUCGAUGAAGCACACUGUAUAACGUCAUGGGGGGAGUUCCGUCCAGAGUACAAGGAGUUGCAACGCUUACGCUACAUUUUACCAUGCUAUGUGCCCUUUAUGAUGGCAUCCGCGACACUGGCACCCAGUGAUCUUUCCCAUGCAAAACGCCUUCUUCGAAUGCGCGCAGAAAACCUCGUAACCGUCAAAACUUCUAUUGAUCGUUUUAAUAUCAAGCUCUGUGUUCGGAAGAUCAAACACUCACUUGCGUCAUUCCAAGACUUGGCGUUUCUCAUCCCCGAUGGGUGGAAGAACAACGAUCCCAUACCACCGAAGUUCCUUGUUUUUUUCGACAGUAUUCAGGACGCAAUCGCAGCCGCUAAAUCACUGCAGAAGCGACUUCCCGUCGAGAUGCGUGACAAAAUAAAAUGGUUUAAUUCAGAUAUGACCACGGAAUAUAAAGAAAACGAAGUCCGCCGGCUUACCUCAGGUGAGACAUGGGGACUUUGCACAACUGAGUCGUUCGGAAUGGGAAUGGACAUACCUGACAUCAUGCUCGUUAUCCAAUGGAGGGCAACAUGCAAGCUAUCAACAUUGUGGCAGAGAUGGGGGCGCGCUGCCAGAGAUCGGCUGCUGCAGGGCACUGCAGUCCUAUUUGCCGAGAAGGAAUAUUUUGACGAUGUGCACCAAGAGAGACGUCAGCGUCAAGAGACGAGGAAGCGGAAAGCUGAUGACAAGUCCAGCGCACCUGCUGCUAUGAUCCAAUCCAGAAAUAAACGCCAGCAUGUAGCCAAGCAAGUCAUAGCACCCACAGAAGAAGUUGAGGAUGAGAACGUUCAAGUUGAAGAUGAGCGCAUGGAUGGGAAUGAACGUGGCAACAAUGCGGGCGAAGGAGAUAGGGAUUCAGAGCUACGCGACAUGCUUACAUCAACUGCGGAGGGAAAGACUAGAUGGAACGCACGGAAGAAAAGGAAAGAACUCGAUCCUCCGAUGGACUGCUUAAUAAAUGCCCAUCUCCGGGAUACAAUCCAGUGUCGACGGAGAGUAUUUUGUGUUCACUUUGACGAAACGUCUGCAGCUCCAGACCACUUCGCUUGUGAUCCAUCACUUCCGCAAGGCUGUUUACGUUGCGCACCUGUCCCACCCGAGACCUGCUGCGAUAUCCACCACCCAAACGCAUUCCUGUUCUUCGACGCUAUCGUGCCAACACUUCCCAAGGCCCCUCAACGCUCUCGUCUUCCCAAGCACACUACCAUGGGACCAGCGGGAUUUGAUCUGUGCGGGUCUUUGGAGGAUUGGCGAGAGGCAGUAACCCGAAGAGUAUAUGGAGAUUCCAACCUCUGCGACUAUGGUCCCAGCCUUGUCAUGCCUGACUCCGUGCUAGAUCGUAUUGUGGACUGCGCACAGCACACAAAAAUCGUUACCAUUCAAGACCUCCGCAAAGAGACGCGGUGGUCUGGUUCUGACGAAUUCGGUGGUGAUAUCAUUACCAUUAUACACCGUCUCUUCCCAGUUCCUGCCUCCGCACCGGUUCUCACUUUGGCUCCUCUCCAACACCAAUCAUCAUCCGUAUCCGUCAACAACAGCGCCAACAACAACAGCGCCAACAACAGCGCCAACAACAACGCCACUCCUCCUUCAAAUCCCCUUCAAUCAACAGCACGAAAAGCCAGCCGUUGUAGCGCCUGUAAUAUUGAGGGACAUAACAGUAGGUUUCUCUUGUUUUAA
Molecule: messenger RNA, 2157 nt
Organism: Suillus clintonianus
Lineage: Eukaryota; Fungi; Basidiomycota; Agaricomycetes; Boletales; Suillaceae
Product: P-loop containing nucleoside triphosphate hydrolase protein
Exons: 4
Coding region: 1-2157 (718 amino acids)
Biological process (GO): double-strand break repair via homologous recombination
Cellular component (GO): chromosome; cytoplasm
Molecular function (GO): nucleic acid binding; four-way junction helicase activity; ATP binding
Source: RefSeq, a predicted model, not a curated record